AUGCAAAAUAUUCUUCUGAAAGAUAAUUCUCAAACACUUGUUCUUACUGAUUAUGGUACUGCAACACGACUGGGAAGAAAUGUGUUGACAAUUGAAGUUGGAACACCAAUCACUAUGGCACCAGAAGUAUUUGCUUAUGAUCAAUACAAUGAAAAAUGUGAUACAUAUUCGUGGUCAAUUGUUUUCUGGCAAUUGAUAUCAAAACAAGUAUUACCUUAUGGAAAUCAAGGCAAAAGUUUCUUAUUAUCUGUUGUACAAAAUCAACUUCGUCCACCUAAAUUGAACAACUGUCCAGAUUUGUUUGUUGCUUUGAUGUAUCGUUCAUGGCAUUCAGAUCCAAAUGAGCGACCAACAUUAUUAUUUAUAAAAAAGGUACUUCGAUUAAUAUUAAAUAUAUUACCGAAAAGAAAACAAGAAUAUACAAAAGAAAUGGCGAAUGAAAUUCAAAAUCAAUGGGUAAAGGAACAUAAUUUAUCAGAAAAAUAUUUACCACGUGAACCACGUUUUAAUAAUGAACAAUCAAUAAAUCUUUAUGAAGAACAUUUAAGAAUGAUGGAACGUGUUAUGAAAAAACAAAAAGAUAUAUCUGAAUUAAAACAAAAACAAGCAAAAGUCGAUCAUUAUGAUGAGUUAUUGCAUGAAAAUGAACAAUUACAAAAAAAAAUUGAUCAAUUACGUUCAAAAAUCCAAUCUUAG
This is a messenger RNA of Rotaria sp. Silwood2, 696 nucleotides long. The record is from the annotation of a GenBank genome assembly. NCBI's taxonomy places the organism in Eukaryota, Metazoa, Rotifera, Eurotatoria, Philodinida, Philodinidae.